AUGAAAUUCAAUAAAAUUACCUUUACUAUCUUGAGUCUAAUUGGUUUAGUCUCUGCCGCAGUGACUACUCCCUCAGGAAAACCACCUGGAAGUGGACAAUCAUCAUUAAAUGGAUACCCGCCAAUGGAUCAAACACCACCAACCAAUCAACCGUGGUUUCGAAAAGUAGAUUUAUCCAAGGUUCCAAAUAUUUCACCAAGAAAAAAUUUUCAAGACUGUCCUCCAAAAGGAGCAGCUGACCCAAAUUGCGUCUGGAGUUGUAGUCAAUGCCAAUCCAAAGAUGAUGUUUACUUUUGCCCGAAUCAAGGAGACUGGGGUCUUACUUUUGACGAUGGACCUGCUUCAUCACAAACUGGUAAACUAUUAACUCUCUUGGAUAGCGCGAAGCUCAAGGCAACAUUCUUUAUUGUUGGAUCACGUGUUGUCGAGUUUCCAGAUACUUUGAUGAAAACGUAUAAAGCUGGACAUCAUAUCGCUGCGCACACGUGGUCGCAUACCCCGUUGACUACUUUGACCAAUGAACAAAUUGUCGCGGAAAUGUUAUGGACUGAAAAGAUUAUCAAUGAUACACUUGGUAUAGUAACUAAAUAUAUGCGCCCUCCUCAGGGUGAUGUUGAUAAUCGUGUACGUGCAGUUAUGAAAGCUCUCGGUUAUAUAGUUGUACUUUGGGAUUAUGAUACUGGAGAUUUUCUUGCUGCUCCCGGAAACAAAUUUGAUCCUAACUGGAUUAUUAAUAAUGUAACACAAUGGGUUAAGACUCCGCCGAACGGUGUUGACCAUGGUCAUUGUUCACUCGAACAUGAUAUUCAUACUAUUUCCGUGAAUGUCAUUCCCACCGUUUUACCAAUGAUCCAAAAUGCCGGCUUUAAACCACAACCAAUUUCUACCUGUUUCGGUGACAAAAAUCCUUAUCAAUCAUUACUUGGUGGCAGCAGCGGUGGUAAUAGUACAUCUUCGUCAUCAGGUAAUGGUAACUCCGGAAGUUCAGAUUCUAGUUCUAAUGCAUCGGGAUCUGAAUCAUCCAAUGAUCCUACUGUUAACACUAAAUCAACUUCUGAUGGCAGCUCACUAAGAGUUUCUGCUUAUUUAAGUUUUGUCGCCUUCCUUGUUGGUUUGUUAUCCCUAUAA
Molecule: messenger RNA, 1128 nt
Organism: Ambispora gerdemannii
Lineage: Eukaryota; Fungi; Glomeromycota; Glomeromycetes; Archaeosporales; Ambisporaceae
Source: the annotation of a GenBank genome assembly